AUGGACGCUACCAUAGAGAACCCAGAGUUUUUGGAUUUCUUAAACACCACCCAAUCUGGAGCAGCACAUAAUUCUGUGGGAAUUUCCUUUGAGUCAUUUCUGUCUUCCCUGAUCUUUUCUCUUAUAUAUUGUUCCCUUCAAGUGUUGAUAUUCACCUACCUGAGAACAAGAUUUAAGGAAUUUUACCAACCGCUGUGCUACUGUUUGCCAGAAAGCAUUCGGACGCCUCCGUUGUCAGAUGAUCUUUUUGCAUGGGCAAAACCAAUAGUAUACACCCCAAUUGGGACUUUCUACCGGCUAGGACUCGACUCGUACUAUUUUUUGAGAUUCAUGUAUACGCUACUGAUAUUAUUCGUUGGAAUGGCCUGCCUCAAUAUUCCAGUGCUGAUUCCAGUGAAUCUUUGUGGCGGAGAUGAGCUAACUAAGGGGAUUGUUAGAGGGCUAGACAGAAUCUCGACUUCCAACAUCUCGUCUCGAAACACCAAUAAGUAUAUGUUCCAUUUCGGCAUGGCUAUUUUUGUGAUCCUAUGGUUUCAUUAUGUGCUCAUCUACGAGAUGAAAAGCUGCGUCGAGGAGAGACAAAAACAUUUGCUGUUGAGCUCCAAAGUUCAGUAUAAACGGGCAUCCAUGUCGACUGUGCUGCUGGAAAAUAUCCCACACGAGCUAAUGGACGAAGCUGCAAUUGAGCACUUCUUUGCUACUCUCCCUGGAGGAGUCAGAAAAGUAUGGCCAAUUUUGGACUAUCGCAAUGUGGAGGCAUUGGUUAAAAAGUAUGAAAAAUACAGAAGUUUGUUAGAAGAGCUGGAACUCAAUAUCAUCAAAGAUAAGACCCAAAACAGAGUCAACUACGCUACCAGAAAUUUUUACGAGCCCAUUGAAGUAUUUGGGUUUGAAUGUACAGUUCCCGGAAUAUGCAAGGUUGUGGAUCCAUACGACCAUACAGCAGGACAGAUGCUGCUCCUGGGCGAGCUCAUUUUAGCCAAACAGCGCGAACUCAAGUCCGUAAAACUACAGAGUUCAAAAAUCAACAAAGCGUUUGUGCAGUUCAACAAGAUCAGCACCGCAUAUCUUGCACGCCAGCUCUUACUAACAAAAAAUCCCAAAGACAUGACGGUCACACUCAUGGAAAUGACUCCGGAUGAUAUAAUCUGGAAGAAUAUUGUACGCUCGGACCAAACAGCUUCGAAUGUGAUAUGGAACGCGGCUAUGUUUUUCGUUUCCAUUUUGAUCAUCGUCUGCUGGGUAGUCCCAGUGGCUUUCGUCGGGUCAAUCUCGCAACUUCCUUAUCUCACUGCUCUCAUUCCAACCAUCAGCUGGCUAAAUGGUCUUCCAGACUUUUUAACAGCAUUCAUUGCAGGGAUUUUGCCUACAAUAGUUCUCACGUUACUGACGUCUGUUGCCCUGCAAAUAUUCAAGGUGGUCGGUUGCAAGCGAGGAAAAAUAGUGGGCUCUUCAUUGGAACUGAGUCUUCAAGGCUGGGUAUUUGUGUUCUUAUUUUUCCACCUCUUCAUUGUGAUCACCAUCUCUUCAGGGUUCAUUGUGGUGCUGGAACGGUUUCUUCUCAAUCCAAGCGCCAUUCCAGCAAUGGUGGCCCAAGACUUCCCCAAGGCCUCCAACUUCUUUUUCUCGUUCUUCAUUUUAAAAGGCCUGACCUGUUUCGGAAACAGUCUGCUCCAAUUUGGACGGUUUUCGUCAGACCUGUGCAUGGACAAACUGCUCGACAAGACUCCACGAGAAAAGCUUCAUCGCCGUAUGAACAUUCCUCAGGCCAGUUGGGGACUCACAUACCCAACUUACUCCGUGUAUGGCUCGAUUGGUCUGGUGUACUCUGUGAUAUCUCCUUUAAUUCUUGUGUUCUGCUGCAUCAACUUCCUUUUGGACCUGUUGUCGUACAAGUACUGUCUUCUCUAUGUUUACAACUACAAGAACAGUUCGGAGACAGGAGGAAAAAUCUAUUCAAUCGGACUUCGUCAACUGUAUGCGGGAAUCUACAGUCUAGAGGUGUUUCUUAUCGGAUUGUUCUUCAUCGUGAAAGACGAUAAGGGCGAAAACACGUGCUUCCUGCUUGGUAUCAUGAUGGUUAUAGUUUUGGUUUUGACAAUAUAUGUCCACAUUUCUAUAAAUAGCCAGUAUGACAAGUCAUUGAAUGUUGUUCCGCUGGAAUUGUUCGAGGAGCUGGAUCAAGAAAUAAAGUUUGAGCAUGACAUUGACACAGCCUCCAUUUUCUGUCAUCCUUCGUUACGGUUCGACCCCUGCGAGCAGGUGGUCUGGAUCCCCAAAGAUCCACACGGACACAGCGACAGGGAACGCCAGAAACUGGAACUGCUUGGUCUCAAGGUGUUUGACCAGGGGUGCACCAUAAGCAACAAGGGCAGACUGGAAAUCCUGAUGUCUCCGCCGGAUUAUAUUUUUUGA
Molecule: messenger RNA, 2415 nt
Organism: Ogataea parapolymorpha DL-1
Lineage: Eukaryota; Fungi; Ascomycota; Pichiomycetes; Pichiales; Pichiaceae
Exons: 1
Coding region: 1-2415 (804 amino acids)
Cellular component (GO): plasma membrane
Molecular function (GO): calcium-activated cation channel activity
Source: RefSeq, a predicted model, not a curated record